CCACAAAACCCACUUCCUUACCAGCAAAUAGAAAAUAGUGAGAACAUGAACACACUGUCAGCUUCGAGCCCUGAAGGAGAGAGCUGCCUUUGCUUCUGGCAAACAUGAAGUCAGACUUCUGGUAUUUCUUUCUCCUCUGCUUCCAAGUUGAAGUUCUCACAGGAGAAUUCAAUGAUUCUGCCAAGUCUGAGAUGUUUAUAUUUCACAAUGGAGGUGUACAGAUCUUAUGCAAAUACCCUGAUAUUGUCCGACAAUUUAAAAUGCAGUUGCUGAAAGGGAAGAACACGCUCUGUGAGCUCAGUAAGACACAGGAAAGCGGAAACACGGUCUCCAUUAAGAAUCCGAACUUCUGUCAAUUUGAAUUAUCCAAUAACAGUGUCUCUUUUUUCCUGUAUAACUUGGAUAGUUCUCAUGCCAGCUAUUACAUCUGCAAACUAUCAAUUUUUGAUCCUCCUCCUUUUCAUAUAGAUAUACUAAGCAGAGAAUAUUUGAAUAUUUAUGAAUCACAGCUUUGUUGCCAGCUGAAGUUCUGGUUACCCAUAGGAUGUGCAGCUUUUGUUGUAGUCUACAUUUUUGGAUUCGUCCUGACAUGUUGGCUUACAAAAAAGAAGUACCGCUCCAGCGUGCACGACCCUAACAGUGAGUACAUGUUCAUGGCUGCAGUGAACACCGCGAAGAAGCCUAGACUCGCAGAUGUGACCCCUAAUUUGGAACUCUCUGGCACCCAGGCAUGAACCACAUCGGCCAGUUCCCUCCAACUUGAAGAGCAAGAUUCCCUCACGUCCUGGACCACAGAGAGUCUGACUUGAUUUGACUACAUAUGGUCUCCUGUUGGUGUUUUGUUCAAUCUGGAUCAGUGACUAUAUCAGUCCGCAGGGAUUUUAACAGACUGCCUCAGUACUGUUGGGUUCUCUCAAAACAAAUACCCUCUCGCGACUAGCUUUACAGAAAGCCCCGCUCAUGUGUGCUCAACAAACAGACCUCACUGGGAUGGAAUCCCUGUCUUCACAUCUGCUUCUAGCAAUGCACCAGCCAGUAAAACAAACACAUCUACAAAAAUGUUUCAAAGAUGCCAAGGGUAUUGAAUCUGCAAAGCAAAUGGGCAGGCGAAGGCCAGAAUCUGUCUGCAUUUCACUAACAGACUACCUCUUCUUCCCAUAGGGAUGAGCAUUUCUUUUCCACUCAGACACUGGAGGGAGAUGUUUCAAAUCUGUAGUUAUUUUAUUUUAAGUUGUGGACGCGUAACUAUAGCAUACUAGUACCUUUGUACACGGCUCUCUUCUCCCAGUUUCUGAACCCCAGUUGAUCACUGCACCUAGAGUUUAGAAGCCUUCUUCUGCCCUCAAUUUUCCUUUUAAAAAUACUUCCACGUAACUAUUUGACAGACACUCUGAGUAGGGAGCUGCAUCUACAUUUUUUUCCUUCUGCUGCUCAAUUAUAUAUAUUGCUGCAGCCUGAUGAAUAUAACUUGCCUACAUUCUCCAUAAACAAGCAUAUUUACUCCAGAAUGACAUCUUAUUCCCCCAAAUUCAGUUAAAGUGGUUUACUUUGCUGACUCGUUGACAUUAGGGGCAGGAAGCAUUGUCUAGAAUCAAAAGUGACUUCAUUUUAUGAUACUGGUUUCUACCAUUCUCUAUGUUUUCAUGGUGCUAUUAAUCACAAGUUAGGCUGUUUUUGUAGCUCAUGUUAAAAUUGCAAACAAAGAAACCCAUCUGUCGCUGUCAAGCCCUGUCCUGGGGGUAGAGCCCGUGACCGGUUCAGCACGAAGGCGGCAGUUCUUGGAGGUCGCUGCCAAACCACGGUCGUGCUGCUGCCUCUGGGCUUGGCAGGUUGGGAUUCCCAGAGCUGAGAGAUUCUGCUGCGCCAGGACAACCAGGUGCUCUUGCCCCCAGAGUUUGAAGUCACCCUGGGGAUCAGAGUGGGUCUGCCUGCAUUUGUACCUUCAGGAUUUGUGAAGAAGCCCAGAUGUGUCAGGAAACAUCUGCAUGAUUCCCUCUCCUAGAAACCAUUCAGCCUGGAGACUGGCCCUGGCCCCUCAAGUCAGUCUUCCUUUGAAUUUGAUUUGGUUGGAAAGAUUCUUAAGUACACGUAACAUGUGAUUAUUCUUAGCUGAAAUAUUUUCUCUAUGUCCUGUUUGCAUGCCCAAGGUUUUUGAAACAGCCAAUAUGUAUGUGAUAAUGUUUUCAAUUUAGGUCAAAUGGGAGUAUUCAGUGGUUUUAAAAUUUGUAGUUGCCUGCUUCUAGUUUACUUUAAAAGUGAGACCUGAUGUGUCAUUAUGCAUACUUAUAUUGUUUUAAGCAUGUGUAAUGCUGGAUGUGUACAGUACAAUACUGAAUUGGUAUUUUGAAUCAAGUACAGUGUUCUCGGCUUUCAGCUGACUCGGACAACCUGGCUGGCUUUGCAAAGGUGAUCCCCGAGUUGUCUGCAGCUUUCUGUGUCGGGGGCAAGUGGGGAGGACAGCCUUCGUGUGGCCCGCCUCGCCUGGUUGUCCAGGCUGUGCCCGGAAGGGCAGCCUCAUCCUUAGCACUGGACAUUUCAAAGUGAAUGAUUAAAGGCUACAAUUUCUAUGAAAUAAAAAUUGGUUUUUAGAAGAGCUAAUUAUGAAAUAGAUUUUAGCACUAGUAGGAAGCUAAAGAAUAAACAUCUGAUAUUCAGCAGUGGAAAUAUCUCAGUGCUUUCCUGGGGGCGGGUAACGAUUCCUGUGGCCAGCACUUGCUGCUCUGACCUUGUCCUCAAA
Messenger RNA from Vicugna pacos (alpaca), 2737 nucleotides. RefSeq names its product inducible T cell costimulator (gene ICOS). Gene Ontology annotation, biological process: T cell costimulation; cell-cell adhesion; T cell tolerance induction. NCBI's taxonomy places the organism in Eukaryota, Metazoa, Chordata, Mammalia, Artiodactyla, Camelidae. The record is from RefSeq and is a predicted model, not a curated record.